AUGGCAGAUGUUGCAUUUGAUCAUAUAACCCAAGAGGUCAGGGGAACAGUAUAUCCUGGUAAGCUCAGGCUCAGAGAAGAUGAAUUCAUGUAUAAAAAUGAGAAAACCGGGAAAGUGGAUCAUUUCUCGCGGUCAGACAUUGAAUCAGCUCAGUGGAUUGCUCGUGCUGCAGGGUUGGGUCUUCGCAUUAAAUUGAGAAACAGCUCUCUGUACCGAUACGAUGGGUUUGGCGAGACUGAGGCUGAAAAAGUGGGGGCAUUUUUCAAAAAGUACUUUAACGUGGAAAUUGUGAAACGUGAAUUAUGCUACAAAGGAUACAAUUGGGGAGAUGUAGACUUUGAUGGCGAUGUCCUGGAGUUUUCAGUGAAAAACGCAAUGUGUUUUGAAGUUCCACUGAGUAAUGUUGCUAACGCUGUACUAAAUAAGAAUGAAAUUAUAUUCGAAUUUCACCCGAAUGACGAAGCUGAGAUAUCUUUGUCAGAAAUGCGUCUGUAUACCCCCGGAACGGAGGCUGAUCGAGAAGGCAAAGCCCCCUUAAUUUACUCUAAAGUCACUCAAAAGGCAGAUAUCAUUCAGGUCACCGGCGAGUUCCUGAUUGAAUUCAAACAGUUACAAUGCCUUCAACCUCGUGGUCGUUAUGACAUCAAGUUGUACCCAAGUUUUAUUCACUUGCAUGGAAAGUCUUUCGACUUUAAAGUUCCUAAGAAUACUAUUACCCGGUUAAUGAUGCUUCCUCAUCCUGACAAUAGGCAGAUAUUUUUCGCCGUCCAGCUUGACCCGCCUAUCAAACAUGGUCAAACCAGAUAUCACUUCAUUAUUAUGCUUUUCGACAAGGAUUCUCAUGUGGAUUUAGAAAUGGCUGCCACAGAAGAAUGGCUUCAGGAACACUUUAACGGCAAACUGACGCAAAAUAUAUCUGGAAGCGAAUAUGAAGUAGUCGCUCGAGUGUUCAAGGUUAUUUUUGAUCAGAAAGUAACAGUUCCAGGCAGUUUUACUGCAAAAGGUGGCGGCUGUGCUGUUGCAUGCAGUUAUAAGGCAUCAGUCGGUUUACUUUACCCCUUGGAGAGGGGAUUUACUUUUGUACCUCGUCCUCCAAUUUCUAUGCGCUUCGAUGAAAUAAUAUCUGUACAGUUCUCUCGUGGAACAGGCGCUCAGCGGUCUUUUGACUUUGAGGUAGAAACUCGAAAUGGUUUAACACAUACAUUUACUUCAAUUGAAAGAGAUGAAUAUCAUAAUCUGUAUGAUUUUGUCACUGCUAAAAAACUUCGUGUGAAAAAUAUCAAUGCUGAGAAUAAAACCAAUACAAGUGUUGGUGAUGAUGUCUGGUCAUCCUCGGAUGAAUCACAUGAUGCUUAUAUGGAAAAAGUUAAGACAGAAGCCCGUGAACGAACUGCUGAAAUCGAUGAAGAUGAUGAUGACGAUGAAGAUGAUGAAGAUUUUAAACCACCAGAGUCAGAUGGUUCAGAAUUAGCCGAAGAGUAUGAUAGUAAUGUACAAACAACAACAAGUGAUGAAGAGUCUGGUGAUGAUGAUUCUGAUGCUGAUGACAAUGAUGAUGAUAAGAAUGAAGACCGUGGUGGCGGCGGUAGUAAGAAAGAAAAAAGUCGUGACACUCAUCGUCACAGUGAUAAAGAUAAUAAGGGUAAUGAUGAUGAUGAUGAUGACGAUGUCGAUAGUCUAUCAAGUGUCAGUGAUGCUGAACCAGCACCUAAGCAUAAAAAACUAAAAGAUGAUUCAAAAAAAUCUCAUAGUAAAUCUCACAAAGAUGAUGCUAAACCAUCAAAACGUCAGACAAAAAAGCCUAAAAAACCUAAAGAUCCAAAUGCGCCUACUCGACCGCCAACUGCUUAUUUCUUAUGGUUUAAUGAAAAUCGUGAGAAGAUAGCUAAAAGUUUAACUGGACAAAAUUCUGUUGCUGAAGUCGCUAAAGCUGCUGGUGAACAAUGGAGAAAUAUGGACAGUGAUACGAAGUCAACUUAUCAAUCGAGGGCUGAUGAAUUGAAAAAGAAAUAUCAAGAAGAUUUACGUAAAUAUCAGUCAACGUUAACAACAUCAUCAAAAGACGCUGAAUUAUCUUCAGAUUCUGAUUAG
Messenger RNA from Trichobilharzia regenti, 2091 nucleotides. NCBI's taxonomy places the organism in Eukaryota, Metazoa, Platyhelminthes, Trematoda, Strigeidida, Schistosomatidae. The record is from the annotation of a GenBank genome assembly.